GGAUGGAGAGUCGUGCAGCGUGCACCAUGUUGUAUCACCUGUUGCUGCAGACAGUAAAGACACAACAGUCAGCAGGUGUAUCACCCGGUCAGCCUCACCUCCUGCAGGAUGAGCUUUAUGGCGAUGUAGACGUGGAGAAGGCCGUCAACGACUUGUCACAGGCGGCGAGCGGAGGGUCGUUGUACGUCAUCGCUGAUGAAGUAGGGAGUGAGUUGAGUCGUGUCUACAGAAUCAACAGCUACCAGACUUUGUGUGAGUUGCUGCUGACACGAGUUCCUCGUCUCCAUCUGUGGGCGGCAAGUUGUUUCCAUGACUUCACACCCGCCGGCUGGCGAGUGGAAUAUUUAACUAGACCCCUCCGCUCUCCUCCGGCCGUCGUCAGGGAAGUCGAACAGGACGAGAUGAUCACUAGAGACGGUUAUGUACUGCCGUACAGUGAGCGAGGUGUGCCCGACCACACAGACGGCCCGCCAGUCACACGACUGUGUCACCGAGGUCAGGGUCACUCAGGACGCAGGGCAUUUGAAUGUAUCAGGUGCGGUCGUGAGGUGGCCAGCUUCCUACACAGUCUCCGUGUUGGUGUUACAGGGAGAAGCACAACAACAUCUACAACAUUGACCUCUACCAGUGGCGGCACAACACCACCCUGUCUACAGUGGAGAGACGUGCUGGUGUUGUACUGGGGUGACGCUAGGCUUAAGUCGGAUAUGGUCACAGGACUGCAAGAAGCGGGUAUCCCAGUGCAGGUGAUGAAGGAUGAUGACAUGGAGGACGUUGUCAGGGCCCGCAGUGACGUGGUGUGGGUGGCGAGUGGACAUCGUGUUCGUGGUCUGGAGAGAAAAGUCGUUGUCUAUCUGGAGGAAUUACUGGGAUCUAUGUACAAUUUUACUUCUCCCCGACUUGACCUCAUGUCCCGCUGUACGUCACGACUUGUGAUUGUCUCCCCUGACGACAAGCCGCUACAAAGUGACUGACACUGAC
Messenger RNA from Pomacea canaliculata, 981 nucleotides. RefSeq lists its product as uncharacterized. The record is from RefSeq and is a predicted model, not a curated record. Bases 3 to 974 code for a protein of 323 amino acids. The transcript is spliced from 3 exons. NCBI's taxonomy places the organism in Eukaryota, Metazoa, Mollusca, Gastropoda, Architaenioglossa, Ampullariidae.